GCACAAGUUAAUCAUUAACACAAAUAUUAAAAAAGCCGCGGAUACUCCCCCUCGAAGUGUUUUCCGUAAGGGUCGCUUUGCCUGAUCUGGAGGAAACACUUGAUAGUUACUUUUUCGCCUUCCUUAAGGACAUCUUCACAUUUUUUCAUGGAUUUUUUCAUAAGUAUGUCUGAAACGCUAAAAUACAAUGAUGAUGACCAUAAAAGUGUCUUUUUGAAAACACUAAAUGAGCAGCGCCUAGAAGGUGAAUUUUGUGAUAUAGCCAUUGUUGUGGAAGAUGUUAAAUUCAGAGCCCAUAGAUGUGUACUUGCCGCGUGCAGUACUUACUUCAAGAAACUUUUUAAGAAACUGGAGGUUGAUAGUUCUUCAGUAAUCGAAAUUGAUUUCCUGCGAUCGGAUAUAUUUGAGGAGGUUCUAAACUACAUGUAUACAUCAAAGAUUGCUGUCAAAAAAGAAGAUGUGAACCUGAUGAUGUCCUCAGGCCAGAUACUUGGUAUUCGUUUCUUAGAUAAGCUCUGCUCGCAGAAGCGUGAAGUUUCCAGCGUGAAUGAGAAUACGGCCUCCCCCAAAAAUAAAUACAGUUAUGAAACAAGUUUGAAGAUAACUCGUCCAGUUGGUGCAGCUAAUAACCAAGAUGAUGAGGUGGAGGAGAUUGGAGAUCAGGAUGAUAGUCCAUCAGAUGAUACAGUUGAGGGCACUCCUCAAAGCCAUGGGGAGGAGAAGUCUCCUACCUCUACACUGCGAGUUCAGGAGGCAAUUCUCAAGGAACUUGGCAGUGAAGAAGUGCGGAAGGUUAACUGUUAUGGGCAAGAAGUCGAGGCAAUGGAGACAACUGAGCCAAAGGACCUGGGAUCACAAACCCCUCAAACCCUGACAUUUAAUGACAGCAUUAGUGAAGUCAAAGAUGAACAAGCCCCCGCAUGGACAACGGCAACAGGAGAUAUGAAAUUUGAGUAUUUGCUUUAUGGCCACAGGGAACAAUUUGCUUGCCAAGCAUGUGGCAAAACAUUUACAGAUGAAGCACGUCUAAGAAAACAUGAGAAGUUACACACAGCAGAUAGACCAUUUGCCUGUGAUAUGUGUGCCAAGGCAUUUACAACCCAAGCACACCUGAAGGAACAUUUGAAAAUUCACACGGGGUAUAAGCCUUACAGUUGUGAGGUGUGUGCAAAGUCUUUUAUUCGGGCUCCAGAUCUCAAAAAGCACGAACGUGUCCACAGCAAUGAGAGACCAUUUGCAUGUCAUCUUUGUGAUAAGGCAUUCAAGCAUAAAUCUCAUUUGAAAGACCAUGAAAGAAGACACAGGGGUGAGAAACCUUUUAUUUGUGCAUCAUGCACCAAAGCAUUUGCCAAGGCCUCAGACCUAAAACGCCAUGAAAACAAUAUGCAUAGUGAGCAACGCAAACAAGUCACAACGAGUGCCAUACAGAGUGAGACUGAGCAACUGCAGGCAGCAGCAAUGGCAGCCGAGGCAGAACAGCAACUUGAAAGUAUUGCCUGCAGUUAAACAAAAUAUUCAGUGUUCCAUUAUUUAUCAAUCAAUGUUAUCAUUUAAACCCUUGUAUUUUGCACCUGCUAAUGGUUUAAACUUGCACUCAAAAUGUCCCAUACAGAGAGAAAUGAAAGUCAUAUGUUAAUAGCAUCACUGGUGUGAAAAAACAAAACAACCAAAAUGAUAUUGGUUCAACUUUUUACCUUGCGUAUUGUAUAUACUUUGUUUAAAAUCCAAUUAUGAAUUAAAAAUUUAAUAUUCAUUAUUAAAGGAUAUUG
Xenopus laevis (African clawed frog) is the source of this 1769-nucleotide messenger RNA. It is a transcript of the gene zbtb14.L, whose product is annotated as zinc finger and BTB domain containing 14 L homeolog. The record is from RefSeq and is marked provisional. Lineage: Eukaryota; Metazoa; Chordata; Amphibia; Anura; Pipidae. Gene Ontology annotation, cellular component: nucleus. Gene Ontology annotation, biological process: regulation of transcription by RNA polymerase II. Gene Ontology annotation, molecular function: DNA-binding transcription factor activity, RNA polymerase II-specific; RNA polymerase II cis-regulatory region sequence-specific DNA binding.